This is a messenger RNA of Topomyia yanbarensis, 1170 nucleotides long. RefSeq lists its product as uncharacterized. The transcript has a single exon. The record is from RefSeq and is a predicted model, not a curated record. NCBI's taxonomy places the organism in Eukaryota, Metazoa, Arthropoda, Insecta, Diptera, Culicidae. Bases 1 to 1170 code for a protein of 389 amino acids.
AUGAGUUGCUUACUCAAUCUAGGCGGAUUUCAGUUGAGAAAAUGGUGUUCAAACUUCCCAGCUGCUCUAGACGGUAUUCCACAUGAAGAUUUGGCCACACAAUCUAGCAGAACUUUCGAUCCAGAGGAAACUAUAAAGACUUUAGGCAUAAGUUGGGAGCCGUCGUCCGAUCUAUUCCGCUUUGAUAUAAACACUAACGCAGUUACUGAACCGAUUACCAAACGAAGCAUUCUUUCGGCUAUUGCUCGAUUAUAUGAUCCGCUCGGAUUGAUUGCCCCGAUUAUAAUUCGAGCUAAAAUGCUUCUUCAAUUGCUGUGGACGUUAUCGCUAGAUUGGGAUGAAGAUGUACCGGGCGAGGUACAGACGAGGUGGAAAGGUUUCGCUUCGGAACUGCCUGAUUUGUCAUCGUAUCGUAUUAGCCGCUACGCAUUUGGUGAAGGUGAUAUACAAUUACAUUGCUUUGCAGACGCAUCGAAGGCAGUGUAUGGGACAUGUGUUUAUGCUCGAUCGGUUGAUGCAUUAGGAGGAGUGAAGGUUGAGCUCAUCGCAUCAAAAUCGAGGGUAGGCCCACUAAAACGACGCAGCAUCCCACGGCUGGAAUUAUGUGCGGUACAACUUGCUGCACAUCUUUAUGAGAAAGAUUAUUCAGCUUUAGAUAUGAAGUUUUCGUCAGUAUGGUUUUGGUCGGAUUCUACUGUGGUUCUACACUGGCUCAGUUCGCCCCCUCACACCUGGAAGGCCUUUAUUGCGAACAGAGUAGCAGACAUCCAAGAAACAACCCGUGGUGGCAAAUGGUGUCACGUUCCUGGUGCAACCAACCCGGCUGAUUUAGUUUCCCGCGAUAUGACAGUGGAGCAGUUAGGGAAUAUCAGUGAAUGGAGACAUGGACUACAUUGGAUGCAGGGGGAAUUGGAUGACUGGCCGAAACAGAACUGGAUAACAUCGACCACACACUCGCAUGAAGAACUGGAACGCAAACACUCUGUCCUUACUAUUCAAACCCCAACGCUACCCAACCCCUUAGUAGCCCGUUUUUCGUCCUAUCUUAAAAUGGUACGUACGACCGCGUAUUGCCUGCGGUUUUUUUUCAUAAUGCUAGAGGCGGAAAACGAACAACCUCUACAGUAUUAUUGGUUCACGAAUUGGAGCGAGCAAAAACGGUUCUGGUAA